Podarcis raffonei (Aeolian wall lizard) is the source of this 1462-nucleotide messenger RNA. RefSeq names its product sulfotransferase 2B1-like. Gene Ontology annotation, molecular function: sulfotransferase activity. NCBI's taxonomy places the organism in Eukaryota, Metazoa, Chordata, Lepidosauria, Squamata, Lacertidae. The record is from RefSeq and is a predicted model, not a curated record. Gene Ontology annotation, biological process: sulfation. The transcript is spliced from 7 exons. Gene Ontology annotation, cellular component: cytoplasm. The coding region runs from base 237 to 1073 and encodes 278 amino acids.
AAGGAAAAGGCUACAUGCGAAACAAGCAUUGUAUUCUAGAUGGAAACCAAUGUUGAUUAUUCGUGUCUUAAGAUGAUUGAUUCAGAAAUCCUCUUUCUUAUAAUGGUGGAUUUGAUGGUUGCCCCAUAGAAAAAAUAUGUAUUUUAUAUCUAUUUAUUACAUUUCUUCAGGGAGCUCAAGGUGGCAUACAUAGAUCUCCUCUUUUAUCCUCACAACAACCUUGUGAGCGUUUUUCAAUGUCAUCACCAUUUUUCGUCUACAAUGGGAUCUUAUUCCCCACAGCGCUGUCCUCAGCAGAAUCGCUCACCUAUCUGGAAAAAGAAUUUCGCUUCUUGGAUGACGAUCUACUGAGUGUCUCUUACCCCAAGUCAGGUGGCCAUUGGAUGGCAGAGAUCUUGUCAGCGAUCCAGCAAGAAUGGGACCCCUCGUGGGUUUGCAGUGAGAAAAUAACCUGGAUCGAGACUUUUGAUGGCAUGAAGACUGCCUUGAAAUAUCCUCCACCCAGAAUCUUGGCUUCUCACCUUCCAAUAAACCUUUUCCCUAAGACCUUUCUCGAGUCCAAGGCCAAGGUUAUUUAUACCCUACGUAACCCCAAGGAUGUGCUGGUAUUGUUCUACCACUGCUAUAAAAAAUGGAAGGAUCCUGGAAGUCUGGAUGAGUUCUUGGAGGAGUUCUUAGAUGGGAACGUGUCCCAUGGCUCCUGGUUUGACCACGUGAAAGGCUGGCUGCAGAUGAAGAAAAGGGAAAACUUCCUUUUCAUCACGGUUGAAGAGUUGAAACAGGACCUUCGAGGGAGUGUGGAGAAGAUCUGCCAGUUCCUUGGCAAGGAGCUGAACAGCCAGCAAAUUGACUCUGUGGCGGAUAACCCCUCCUUCCAGAAAGUGAAGAAUGAGACUAUGCCCAUCUCAUCUCGGAAGCGAGGAAGUGUUUCGAUGCACAUUAAGCAGCCGCUUGUGCUGACAGGGCUACCCGGGGAUUGGAAGAACCACGUCACAGUGGCACAGAACGAACGCUUUGACCGUUUUUAUCCAUCUCACAUUAAGGGUGUGGGUGUGAGUUUCCCCUGGGACUGAAGAAGAACAAAUGGUUGCUCUUGCUUGCUUUUUUGCAUCCCCACACCCUUUUAUCUCUCAUAUGAUGCAUGUCCCUCCUACCAAACCACCAGGCUGUAUCGCUACCGAAUUAUUAUUUCUUCAGAUGUGAUCAGAAGAGGCUGGUCAGUAAAUGGUAUGGUUGUAUUGUAUUUUGUAUUUUCAAAUGCAAGAGGUAGGCAAGAGGUAGGCAACCUGUGGCCAUCCAGAUGUUGUUGAACUGCAAGCCCAUCACCCUCGGCCAUUGGCAAUGAUGGCUGGGGCUGAUGGGAGCUGGAAUCUAUUACCAUCUGGAGGGCUACAGGUUCCCCAUCCCUGCUGUAUGCUAUUUGUUUUUAUUCUGUAAUAAAAUUGUAUUGUAUCUUAUUGUA